AUAAAACAUAAUGAAAUUCUUUGCCGUUGUCUCUGGAUUUGCUUUAGCUCUUACUGGAGCCCUUGCUCAAAUCACUGCUCCUAUGCAAAACUAUAAUGUCACUAAGCCCAUCAUGAAUGGCAUUUAUGUUGCUGGCCAAAUGUUACCCUGUACUGUUACUAUCUUUGAAAAUGUUCCUGCAGAUAUUUCUCUUUCUGUUAGCCUCGUUUCGGCCGCCAACAGCAGUACAUCUUUUGUUAUUGCUACAACCUUCGACACCUCUAAAUCACCAGACAGCGUUAGAACCAGUAAUAAUGUUACUUACUAUGAACACUCUAUCAACUACAACAUCCCUACCAGCAUCCCUGUCGGCUCAUACAAAGUUAUCUUUUUAGAUUCUAAAACAAACACUCAAACUGAUGUUCCUAUUACCAUCUUGCCCGUUUCUUCCUCCUCUGUCAUCCCAUCUGCUGCCGCUACUGGUUCCUCUGGUACACCAUCUUCUACAAAUGCUUCCAUUUUCAAGAGUGAUGCUGUUACUACCAUGUCUCCUGCCAAGGCUAUUCUUUCCCUUGCUGCUGUUGCUGCUUUAGCAUUUAUGCUUUAAAAUGCUUCUUUAGUAUACCAUUCUAUUAUUUUAAUAACAAUAAAACUUAACCCUUUGCAUCAUUCGUAAAAAAAAAAAAAGAGUUUUGUGU
Messenger RNA from Rhizopus microsporus ATCC 52813, 677 nucleotides. RefSeq lists its product as uncharacterized. The record is from RefSeq and is a predicted model, not a curated record. The coding region runs from base 11 to 586 and encodes 191 amino acids. The transcript has 2 exons. Lineage: Eukaryota; Fungi; Mucoromycota; Mucoromycetes; Mucorales; Rhizopodaceae.